This is a messenger RNA of Mirounga angustirostris (Northern elephant seal), 4676 nucleotides long. It is a transcript of the gene TMEM201, whose product is annotated as transmembrane protein 201. NCBI's taxonomy places the organism in Eukaryota, Metazoa, Chordata, Mammalia, Carnivora, Phocidae. The record is from RefSeq and is a predicted model, not a curated record. Gene Ontology annotation, cellular component: nuclear inner membrane. The coding region runs from base 691 to 2652 and encodes 653 amino acids. Gene Ontology annotation, biological process: nuclear migration along microtubule. The transcript is spliced from 12 exons. Gene Ontology annotation, molecular function: actin filament binding; lamin binding.
GCCCGCUGCCCGCCGCUCGCGCGGGGAACCAUGGAGGGAGUGAGCGCGCUGCUGGCCCGCUGCCCCACGGCCGGCCUGGCCGGCGGCCUGGGAGUCACGGCGUGCGCCGCGGCCGGCGUGCUGCUCUACCGGAUCGCGCGGAGCAGAUCCACUCUAGCCCUUCAGCUCCUAACCAAGCCCCACACUCUGGGUCCUCGCUGAGCACGCGCAGAAGGCCACCACUGUCCGCACGGGCUGGGAGCCUGAAUUCCGCUUCCCUGGGCUAGUUUGCCCUGCCUCCAGGCGCUCGCGAUGGCUGUCUGUUCCUGCCCCCACCUGACUGCUAUCUCCGGACUCUGCUGCUCCGCAUUGUGUCCAGGAUCUUAUCUUCUGCCAGCAUAUCCCUGCUCAGGGCCUCAGGGGCCUCCCGUGGCACCCAUGGGUGUUUGUUGGAUUAUCUCCUUUCUGGGGUUUGGAGACGGAGAAGAGCAGCCUCCCGGGUUAAGUCGCAGAGCCUCAUCCUGGCGUCCAGAGUCCCUGUCUCCCGCCCACCUCUGGCCACACACUCCGGCUGCUAGCUGAGGGGCCACCACUCCCUGGAUGCACGCUGGGUGUCCCCUCCCCCUUCGGCCCGGCAGCCCCGCCUGUUUGAAUGCCAUCUGCUCAUUGUGCCCUGCUGACCAGCAAACCCGUUCCUUAGGGUAACGGCAAAUGCUCUGCGUGUUGGCCUCCUGUGACAUCUGUGACCAGCUGCCCUGUGAACUUGUCGUUCUCGUCCUCUUGUCCAGGAUGAAGCCGACACACACCAUCGUCAACUGCUGGUUCUGCAACCAGGACACGGUCGUGCCGUACGGGAACCGCAACUGCUGGGACUGUCCGCACUGUGAGCAGUACAACGGCUUCCAGGAGAACGGCGACUACAACAAGCCCAUCCCCGCCCAGUACCUGGAGCACCUGAACCACGUGGUGAGCAGCGCGCCCCGCCCCCGCGCGCCCGCGCAGCCGCAGCAGUGGGUGAGCAGCCAGGUGCUGCUCUGCCGGAGGUGCAGCCACCACCAGACCACCAAGAUCAAGCAGCUGGCCGCCUUCGCGCCGCGUGACGAGGGCAGGUACGACGAAGAGAUUGAGGUGUACCGCCACCACCUGGAGCAGAUGUAUAAGCUGUGUCGGCCCUGCCAGGCGGCCGUCGAGUACUACAUCAAGCACCAGAACCGCCAGCUGCGCGCCCUGCUGCUCAGCCACCAGUUCCGGCGCCGGGACGCCGACCAGACCCACACGCAGAGCUUCUCAUCCGCGGUGAAGGCCCCGGUCCAGGUCAUCAUGCUCCGUGCCCUCGCCUUCCUGGCCUGUACCUUUCUGCUGACCCUUGCACUCUAUGGCACCAGCAACCCCUUUGCCCCAGAGGCCACCCUGCCCCCAGCCCUGCUGCCUGGUGGCAAUGGCUCAGCCUCACCCGACAACAGCACCGCCCCGGGGGCCGAGGGCUGGCAGCAGCUGCUGGGCCUGCUGCCCGAGCACGCGGCAGAGAAGCUGCGCGAGGCCUGGGCCUUCGGGCAGAGCCACCAGAUGGGCGUCGUGGCCCUGGGCCUGCUCACCUGCCUGCUGGCCAUGCUGCUGGCUGGUCGCAUCAGGCUCCGGAGGAUCGAUGCCUUCUCCACCUGCCUGUGGGCCUUGCUGCUGGGGCUGCACCUGACCGAGCAGUACCUGCAGGCCGCCUCACCCGGCUGGCUGGACACGCUCAAGUUCAGCACCACGUCCCUGUGCUGCCUGGUGGGCUUCACGGCAGCAGUGGCCACAAGGAAGGCGACAGGCCCGCGGAGGUUCCGGCCCCGAAGGUAUUUCCCGCGCGACGCGGCCGGCCUUUUCCCCGCGAGCCCCAGCCUGGCUGUGCCCUGCCCGAGCACGGGCCCUUCGCCGUCUCUGUUCAUCCCCACCGCACCCGGCUUCCUGCCGCUCGCCAACCAGCAGCUGUUCCGGUCUCCUCGACGGGCCUCACCCUCGUCGCUGCCAGGCCGCCUCAGCCGGGCCCUCUCGCUGGGAACCAUACCCUCCCUGACGCGGGCAGACUCGGGGUAUCUGUUCAGUGGGAGUCGCCCCCCGUCUCAGGUGUCUCGAUCUGGAGAGGUUCCUGUUUCAGAUUACUUCUCUCUGCUGUCGGGAUACUGCCCCUCUUCCCCACUCCCUUCCCCGGCGCCUUCCGUGGCCGGCUCCGUGGCCUCCAGCUCUGGCUCUCUGCGUCACCGCAGGCCCCUCAUCAGCCCAGCCCGGCUCAACCUGAAUGGGCAGAAGCUGCUGCUGUUCCCGUCACCCCCCGGGGAGGUCCCCAACACACCCAGCAGCUCAGACGAACACUCGCCCCACAACGGCAGCCUCUUCCCCAUCGAGCCGCCCCAGGUCCCCCAGAGAUCGCCGGCACAGGACACGAAGCUCACAGUGGACAUGAGGUCGGCGCCAGAAAGAGGCAGUGCCUGCAGUAGCCGGUCCAUCAAGAAAGAGGACGACUCAUCUCAGUCGUCCACCUGCGUGGUGGACACCACCACCCAAGGGUGCGCGGAGGAGACCGCCGCCUGGCGAGGUCGUUUCAGGCCCUCCCUGGUCCGGGGCCUCCUGGCUGUGAGCUUGGCCGCCAACGUGCUCUUCACCUCGGCCUACCUGUACCAGGUCCUGCGCUGACCUGCGGUCCGCGGCCUCCCAGCGCCCAGAGGGGCUCGGAGGCGCCCAGGUGCAUGCUGCUCCCACCACUGCCGGCCUCGGAGCCCCCCCAAGGGGCUGCCUCCGCUGUCCUCUCCAGGGCCCUUGACCUCGCUGGGCCAGUCCUGUCCUAGGGAUCCCUCCUCCUCACCUAACAGGCCGCAGGGCUGAGCGUGGUCCGUGAGGUCACUCUCCUCCCUGCCUGUCUCCUCAGCUGACGUCACUUGUGUUUGGUGCUGACCCUGAUCCCGAAGCCAGGGAUCCCCGAGGGGCGGCAGGGCCCUGGGGCCCCCUCCCCCACUGCCCAGCCCGCCGGGCAGGACUACUACUACUGUAAGUGCAGCAGGAGCUGGCUGCCUCCCGACGCUGCGCUGCGGGCCGGGACCACGUCUCCGUACUGUGCUCUGAUCCCACGCAGCCGCCUCAGGUUCCGUGGGGAGGAGGGAGCGACGGUCCCUGUGUCACUCCUCCUCAGUCCUGCCCGGGGAAGAACAGAGCCCUGGGGCAGGCCCCCUCAGGACGGGCAUCCCCUGCCCCUGUCUUGCCCUGUCCUAUCAGCUCUAGGCCCGGCCUGCCCUCUGGCUCUUCUGGCUGGGCAGGUGGGUGCCCGGGGUCCCCAACCCAGGGCCCCUCAGAGUUCUAGUGUAAGCACCUCCGCCCACCCCCGCCAGCCUCCCUGCUGCCCUCUCGUGCCCCCAUUUUAUUACCUCUAGUGACCUUCCCAGGCAGCAGCCCCGUGACACUGAGAACACUACCCAGGGCCCACCCACCUCCCUUCCAGGCCUGCGCUUCUGGGCCCCUCCUCCAUGCACUGCCCACAGGGGCCUCGCUUGAGCCCUCAGCCUGCAUCGCCCUGCAGGGCGGGCCCGGGACAGCCUGCGGGUCUCUGAGGAGACCGGACCCCGCCCCUGCCCUGCCACCAACCUGGCCCCUUUUGGCCCCCGAGGCCCUGCUUCCUUCCUCCCUUUCGUUGUACUGUCACUGUGGGCUCAGUGUGACCUCGGUCUCCAGGCCACCUCGGCUGGCUUUCUCUCCCACCCCCCUCCCCUCAGGCCCUGCCGCUGCCGUGCCGACUGCUACCACAGAUUUGCCCCCCACCCCUGCCUUUGGGCCGGGGUCCUGUCCUGCCCCGAGCAGAGGAAGGGGGGCCCUUGGUCUGGCGCAGGGACACACCCCCCUCCCGCCGUGCUGUGAGGAACGAGUGUGCGUGUGCCUGUGGCCCUCAGAGUCCCCCCGCCCCCGCUGCCCUGGGCCCGGGCCGCGGGCCUGGGCCGCGUGUGUGUCCUGCAGGCGCCCGCGCCCCUCGGGGGGGGCCUGGCGGUCUUGGUGAAUUCUGAGACUGCCUGGUGGGAGGGUGGUGGUCAUGAGGGCAGGAGGAAGGGUCUUUACCAUUCAGGGAUAAAGUUUAGUUUUAUUUUUCUAUACAUUGUUGCCAGGUAAGGCAUUCUGCGGGUCAGCAGGAUGCCCUCAGUUCUCCCUGCCAGGGAGCUUUCGUUUUUUUAAGCCUUGGGUGCUUUUUUAGUAAUUUUUUUUACCAUGUGGGGAAGGAGUUGCUCUGACUUCCCCCUCUCUCCUCUUCCCCCCACUCCUGUCCUGAGAGCUCUUUCCUGCCCCGUCUCCCACCCCAGCAGCUGGGGCCUGGGGGGCCAGGGGCCACACCAGGACCCCGAGUCCCACUGCCAGAAAUGAUGCCAACAUGGAGGUGGUGCUUUGGGCCUCCGUUUGUAGAGUGGGCAUGCGUGUCAAGUUUUUUAAUUUUGUUUUUUUUGCCUAACAAAGCCGAACUCCAUUCCCGAAUACCCUUCCUCUGUGGCUCUGAGGAAGCCCCAACACAGAGUGCCCGCCCCUCUCCUCUCGCCCCUCCUGGCACCCCGCAGGGGCAGGGGAGAAGCAGAGUGGGGAGGGGGGCUUACUUAUGUUUUCUUUCAAACAAAAAACACAACCUUAUUUUUCUUUACAAAAGCAAAAAAGGAAACCAAAAAAGAUACCAACCUUUGAACUAUAUA